AUGUCGCAGUUGCCGCUUCUCGCUGUGCAUGUAGUGUUGUGCUUCUUCAAUGUUGCAUCCUUCAUGUUCAACGUUCAUUUCAUGCCCACGGUUCCACACAUCCUAUGGCCAUUCACUUUCAGCAACAAAUACAGUACGCUCGUUGCAGAACCAAAGUACGGCGUGGCAUUGACUGAAAAUAUGUGGAACUUAGUCCCCAACGAUACACCCACAGACAUCUCCGCUUCGACGAUCGACGGUCGACUCUACACCAUUGCGUCUUCGAAAGCCUGGGAUUUCCUUGGGCCCCCAUCAUCCACCACCGAUCAAUACUGGGACGAUUUAUCUGCAGAAGGCCACGAGAUCAUAAUGGUUCGAAGCCAGGAGCUUGAAGCAGCUGGAUACAACGCCUCCAAGUACUUUCAAGGUCCAACAUCUUGGGGUUUCGGUAAAGACAUGUAUCCAGUCCAAGUGGACGUCUUCCACCAGAUACACUGUCUCGAUCAGCUUCGCAAACAGAUGUAUGCAGAUCACUACUACCCUCGAGAUCAAGAGGCAGACUGGCAACACCUGGGUCAUUGCUUGCACAUCCUGCUUCAGAACAUACAGUGCCACGCAGAUACCAAUCUGAUCCCUCAUCGCUGGGUUGAGAACAGCUCAAGGCCAUAUGCGCAGUUCAGCAUUGACAAGCAGUGCCGCAACUUCCAUGCGUUAAAGAGAUGGAACAAGAAGCACAGUGUACUAGUUUCCAACGAUAUGUGGGCCUCUGCGAAGCCACACGCAGAUUCUUACGUGUGGGAAGGAUAUGGCGAGGACUUAUCGUAG
Zymoseptoria tritici IPO323 is the source of this 804-nucleotide messenger RNA. RefSeq lists its product as uncharacterized. Gene Ontology annotation, biological process: mycotoxin biosynthetic process. The transcript is spliced from 2 exons. The record is from RefSeq and is a predicted model, not a curated record. Lineage: Eukaryota; Fungi; Ascomycota; Dothideomycetes; Mycosphaerellales; Mycosphaerellaceae. The coding region runs from base 1 to 804 and encodes 267 amino acids.